UAAAGUUAUCGAGAGGCCUGAGCAAAAAAGUGAGCGAGAUUUCAGCAGUCAUCGAAGGACUAGGAAGUUGGCAUUACCCUGAAAUCAUGUUAGUCACAAAACAAGAAGGAGAACGAGAAGGAGAAUGUAUUCAUUUUAGUUGGGGUCGCAAGACGGGUGUUCAACAUUACGAAUCAUUCACCUACAAUGGCGCAGAAUAUUUCCUUUAUGAUUGUGUGUAUGUGUGGUGCAAUGAUGAACCCGAGCCUCAAAUUGGCAAGCUUGUAAAGAUAUUUGAAACACAUACAGGCAUCAGGAAGGCAAAGGUUGUGUGGUUUUUCAGACCAAUUGAUAUACAAAACUGGUUAGGUGAUGUCCGACCUCUCCCAAGUGAGUUGUUCUUAGCUUCUGGCGAGGGGAAAGGCAUUUUCAAUGUGAUUCCGUUGGAAGCAAUCUGUGGGAAAUGCUCAGUUGUCUGCACAUCAAAAGAUAGAAGAAACACUCAGCCAACAGAAGAAGAGCUGAGAAAGGCCUCUUAUGUAUACUUCCGUACGUUUGAUGCACAAAGCCGCAGAUUAUCAAAGAUAUUCCCCGAUUUAAUCGCGAAUGUUGAAGUGAAGAAUUACUUUAAUCAAAGGAAAGAGUCGCAGUCUCAUCCUGCCCAAGAGCCUUUAUCAUUAAUUAAGACUUCAGAAAAAAAGGCUUACUAUCCUGUAAAGAAUGAUGCUGUUGUUGUGCCUGGUACAUCCCAAUUAUUGAAGAGGAAACAUGAAAACCCUGAACCCUCUCCACCGAGGAAGAAGCAUGGAAGUGCUAUAGAUGUUCCUUAUUCCUCCUUACCAAAGAAGAUAAAACAUGGAAACCAUUCAGGACUUUCUCUUCAAUCAAAUGUUAGCCGGAGAAAAGGUUCGGAGGAGAAGGCAGUGCAAUUGGAAUACAAAGUCAGCGAGUUUCAUGCAAAAGCCGAGUAUUUGGAAAAGAAUAAGAGCUUGAGAACUGAUUCUCAAAUUAUGGAAGUUGCACGAAAGCCAACCGAGGAAUCAAGCAGAUGGUUCACCGAACAACCAUGGGAGGAAAGAAUGCUUAUGGCUCAAGAAAAAGGUACACUGGUCUUACUGGGAAACCUUGAUCCCUCAUUCACUUCAAUAGAUGUGGAGUCUAUUCUCUCGUGUGCUUUCAACAUGAAGGUUAGUGCAAAGAUGAUACAGCAUAGUAGGACAUUCUCUAGCCUGCACUCUGGACAAGCUUUUGUCAUAUUCAAAUCAAGGGAAGCUGCAAAUACUGUUAUUUCUAACUUAAGGACAAGGUGUCUAAUGCUAGGCGAUGGAAGGCCAUUAAUUGCUCGAACAAAAGCUCUUAAAGAUCCCAGAAAUCAAAGUCUCUUUUUUGGCCACCUUACAAUUGAGCGAAUGAAGCCUCCAAAGCAACGAAUAGAGAUGCGGUCGGCAGUAUCAACAUCCCACUAUUCCCAAGACAAUACCAUUGAGUAUGAGAUGGCGUUGGAAUGGUUUGUGCUACAAGAGCGAUCAAACCGAUGGUGGGAGGCAUUAUCUGAGAGUCAAGCAAAAGAUCUGGCAGAGCUUAAGAGCAAAGCAAAGAUCCAGCAGUAAUCUGAGACGAUUCAGUCUUUCAGACCUGAAGGUUGAAUUCUGCCCCAUUUCCCCACUCAAGGAAGCAAGUUUUUGUUAUGGUCUACAAAGUUACAGAAUGGCAUGUAUAUUGGGCGUUCUCUUUCUAACCAGAGAGGAACAAGAUGCAGGUUUUUGUUUCACAUUUUGUUCCAGAAAGCUAAUAUUAGAUAUGGUGCCAAACCUUUUUUUUAAUUUAAAAAAUACGAUAGAUAUUA
Molecule: messenger RNA, 1825 nt
Organism: Cuscuta campestris
Lineage: Eukaryota; Viridiplantae; Streptophyta; Magnoliopsida; Solanales; Convolvulaceae
Source: the annotation of a GenBank genome assembly